AUGAACCGUAUAUCUCUACUUCUCCUGCUUCUUUGCGGGCUCAUAGCGCUUGUCGGCGCAGAUUCAGCGCCGACAUUCUGCAGAUGUACUUGCUUCAAGAACAGCACCAUCGUAGCCCUCGGGCCCCAACACCGGGACAAUCAAUCUGGCGGCGCCCCUUCCCGCCGCGCCGCGUCCACGUCCUGCUCCCAGUGCACCAAAGCGUUCUGCCUCACCAGCGGCAUCAGCUUCUGCCGCGACGCCAUCGAGGAGAACGUCCAGACCAUGUGCUUCCAGCGAGACAGCAACAAGGACCGCGUCAUCGUCUGGGGCUUCAUCCUGGGCACCGCGGGCUUGCUGGGCUGGGCCGCUCUCAAGAGGGUCAACGAGCUGCGCGAGGGGAAGCGCGCGGCCGACGCUGCUAGGGCGGGAGCGGGGAGAGGGAAUUACUAUCCGAUGGCGACGCCGAAUUGA
Molecule: messenger RNA, 453 nt
Organism: Colletotrichum graminicola M1.001
Lineage: Eukaryota; Fungi; Ascomycota; Sordariomycetes; Glomerellales; Glomerellaceae
Exons: 2
Coding region: 1-453 (150 amino acids)
Source: RefSeq, a predicted model, not a curated record